AAUUUCCAGCUCAAAAGGGAAGUGCAGUGUCCACUCAUCAUCUAUCUUUCCUCGGUCCCGACCACACACAAUAACAAUGUCAACUCUUUGUUCUGCACUUCCUCCAUCAUCAUCAUCAUCACCCUCCAUAGCAAAGUUCAUCUCCGACCAACCAUGCCUCACCAUGCUCCAAACCCAAUGCACCAACAUGAAAGACCUCCAAAAGAUCCAUGCCCACAUCAUCAAAACCGGCCUUGCUCACCACACCGUUGCUGCUAGCCGCGUCCUCACUUUCUGCGCCUCUUCAUCUGGUGACAUCAACUAUGCCUACUUGCUCUUCACCACCAUUCCAAGCCCAAACCUUUAUUGCUGGAACACAAUCAUCAGAGGCUUCUCUCGGAGCUCAACCCCUCAUCUUGCAAUAUCUCUUUUUGUUGAUAUGUUGUGUUCUUCAGUUCUGCCCCAACGCUUGACUUACCCUUCUGUUUUCAAGGCUUAUGCUCAACUGGGUGCUGGCUAUGAUGGAGCUCAGCUUCAUGGGAGGGUUGUUAAGUUGGGUCUUGAGAAGGACCAGUUUAUUCAAAAUACUAUCAUUUACAUGUAUGCUAAUAGUGGGUUAUUGAGUGAGGCUAGGAGAGUGUUUGAUGAACUUGUGGAUCUUGAUGUGGUGGCUUGCAAUUCUAUGAUUAUGGGGCUUGCUAAGUGUGGGGAGGUUGAUAAGUCUAGGAGGUUGUUUGAUAACAUGCCUACAAGAACCAGAGUUACUUGGAAUUCUAUGAUUAGUGGUUAUGUUAGGAAUAAGAGGCUGAUGGAGGCAUUGGAGCUUUUCCGCAAGAUGCAGGGAGAAAGGGUUGAGCCUAGUGAAUUUACAAUGGUGAGCUUGUUAAGUGCUUGUGCCCAUUUAGGAGCACUUAAACAUGGGGAGUGGGUUCAUGAUUAUGUAAAAAGGGGUCAUUUUGAGUUGAAUGUCAUUGUUCUCACAGCAAUUAUUGACAUGUACUGCAAGUGUGGAGUUAUUGUAAAGGCUAUUGAAGUGUUUGAGGCAUCACCCACAAGAGGAUUAUCAUGUUGGAACUCCAUUAUAAUAGGACUUGCCCUGAAUGGUUAUGAGAGAAAAGCAAUUGAGUACUUCUCUAAGCUUGAAGCCUCAGAUUUAAAGCCAGACCAUGUAAGUUUCAUUGGUGUUUUAACUGCUUGUAAAUAUAUAGGAGCAGUAGGAAAAGCAAGGGACUAUUUUUCUCUGAUGAUGAAUAAGUAUGAGAUUGAGCCAUCCAUAAAACACUACACUUGCAUGGUUGAAGUGCUAGGUCAAGCUGCGCUACUAGAAGAAGCAGAACAACUAAUAAAGGGUAUGCCUCUAAAGGCUGAUUUUAUUAUAUGGGGGUCUUUGCUUUCAUCUUGUAGGAAGCAUGGGAAUGUAGAAAUUGCGAAACGAGCUGCACAAAGAGUCUGUGAGUUAAAUCCAAGUGAUGCCAGUGGUUAUUUACUUAUGUCUAAUGUUCAGGCUGCAUCCAACCAAUUUGAAGAGGCAAUGGAGCAAAGAAUUUUGAUGAGAGAAAGAUUGGCAGAGAAGGAGCCAGGAUGCAGUUCAAUAGAACUAUAUGGUGAGGUUCAUGAGUUCUUGGCUGGGGGGAGGCUACAUCCUAAAGCUCGAGAGAUUUACUAUUUACUGAAUGACUCCAGUUUUGCACUUCAAGAUUGAUUAUCUCCGAAGGGAUGAACUCGUGAAAUUUAAAAAUCAAUCUGUACACAAGGAAGUAGCUUUAAUACAGAGAAGAAUUACAAUAUAUGAGGAUCUCACAAUCGAACCAAAUAUCCAAUUUGUUUGUCAAUACACUGGGAUUUUUAGUUUGAUAAGGGGAAAAAAGUUCCUAAAGUAGAAAGAGUAAGAUUGGGGCACAGGGCCAUGACAUGAAAUUCAAAUAUGCAAAAAUCCAUUUCAUUAUUGUUAUAUUAUGUCUUCCCAAAUUAUUCCAGUCA
Messenger RNA from Glycine soja, 1959 nucleotides. RefSeq names its product pentatricopeptide repeat-containing protein At2g42920, chloroplastic-like. Gene Ontology annotation, molecular function: RNA binding; protein binding. The record is from RefSeq and is a predicted model, not a curated record. The coding region runs from base 77 to 1681 and encodes 534 amino acids. Gene Ontology annotation, biological process: RNA modification. NCBI's taxonomy places the organism in Eukaryota, Viridiplantae, Streptophyta, Magnoliopsida, Fabales, Fabaceae. The transcript has a single exon.